Messenger RNA from Oncorhynchus gorbuscha (pink salmon), 3828 nucleotides. RefSeq names its product prostaglandin E receptor 2a (subtype EP2) (gene ptger2a). Gene Ontology annotation, molecular function: thromboxane receptor activity; prostaglandin E receptor activity. The transcript is spliced from 2 exons. Gene Ontology annotation, biological process: cellular response to prostaglandin E stimulus; inflammatory response; adenylate cyclase-activating G protein-coupled receptor signaling pathway. Gene Ontology annotation, cellular component: plasma membrane. The record is from RefSeq and is a predicted model, not a curated record. Bases 238 to 1236 code for a protein of 332 amino acids. NCBI's taxonomy places the organism in Eukaryota, Metazoa, Chordata, Actinopteri, Salmoniformes, Salmonidae.
UUCACUGAUGAGUUGUAAUUCGUGUGAAGAAAAGGUGGAUAGAAGACGCUUGUGGCGCCAUCACAAUUAGGUGCCCUCCUCUCUCAACCUGUCUUAUCACAAGCUCCCAGACACCGCAGCCUUUUAAAGUGCUGAAACUAAAGCACUUAAAUCUAAUUCUGCGGAACAGCAAAUCGUUUUGGAAUAUCACCCAGAUAGAGCAGGACUGAAGUAUUUGACGGAGGCAAAACUCUUCCUAUGGCAAAUGACACAGAGAAUGACCCAUGCCACAGCAAUCUGCACAUUGACAAGGGGAACCCGCGCAUCAGCGCGAUCAUGUUCUCCGCCGGAGUGAUAGGGAACUUGGCCGCUUUGAUCCUUUUGGAGAUCCGCCGCAGGAAGUACCAGAGCCGGCAGCGACUGUCGCUCUUUCACGUUCUGGUCACCACGCUGGUCGUCACGGACCUGAUGGGCACCUGUCUGGUCAGCCCUUUCGUCCUGGCUGCCUAUUCCUUAAACACCACCAUUAUUGCUAUGUUUAACACUGAACCUCCUGCAAUGUGUGAGUAUUUUGGAUUCUGUAUGACUUUUUUCAGCUUGGCCACUUUAUUUCUCCUCUUCGCCAUGGCGCUCGAGCGAUGCCUCUCAAUUGGCUACCCCUACUUCUACGGGCGGCACAUCACUAAACGUUGUGGAUACAUCACCAUUCCUUUCAUCUAUUUAGUUUGCGCGGUGUUUUGCAUCAUGCCCUUUAUGGGUUUCGGGGACUACGUGCAGUAUUGCCCGGGGACGUGGUGCUUCAUUGACAUGAAUCCGUUAAUGCCCGAAGACCGUGUUUACCCAGUCCUGUACGCAACUGUUAUGCUCAUUUUAGUCCUUUCUGUAGCGGCUUGUAACGCCUUUGUCGUUUAUCACCUGGUUUUGAUGUACCGGAGGCGCAAACUAAACGGGGGAUCCGUGACAACUCGGAGUAAGAAGGACCGGAGAGUCCUCUCCAUGUCCGAAGAGGUCGAGCAUCUCAUCGUACUGGUGUUCAUGACGGUGAUAUUCAUGAUUUGCUCCCUUCCUCUGGUGAUCCGUGUGUACAUAAACUCCGUGGGCCAGCGGAAAGAGAGCCACAAGACGGACCUCAUCGCCCUCCUCUUUCUCUCCACCAACUCCAUCGUGGACCCCUGGGUGUUCAUCUUCCUCAGCCCGUCAGUGCUGCGCUUCUUCUGGGGAGCGUUGUGCAAGGUGCCCCUCCUGCGCUCCAGGUAGUCCUUCUUCAAGUCUUCCCUGGGGAAGGACACACCCGCCCAGCUGGAGCUGUGCCAUCCCAGUGCUUCCUCUGAGUUCACCCACCCUCCAUGUCCACGCAGAUGGUUUGACCCGCUGAUGUAUUGGACCUGAUUGGGGCCUUGUAAUAGCCUCCGAAGGGAGUAGCCACUCAGAAUUGAGCUGCUGCCCACAUGUCCCGGCCUGCCCAGUGGUCUGGUUCUAUGGCAGGGGGAAAGGUGUUGAGGUGUUGAGCUACAACAGCUGGACAAGCGGAGCAGCAACCUACACAUUCCUGCAAACGUAGGCUGCAGCGUUCUUGUUUUAGAACAAGCUCUGAGAGGCUCAAAUUGGAAGACUCCGGAGGCCAGCAGCAGACGGACAGUUGGACUCGAACUCCAAGGAGAGUGGGGUUGCAUUACGGGUCAUGUUCUUAAAAGCACUACACGUUUUAUGUUCUUACAGCAUGGACUCCCAAACCAGAGACCACUACAAGGACAGCAACAUAGGAUUCACAACACUGAAGGGACUAAAUCAAAUAAGGACUGUAUUUUAUAUGAGUUGAUCAUGUUCCAGAGGCUUGCGUUGUUGGCGCCAUGCCCUUUUAGCAUGCCCCGGGACUCCCAGGGAAGUUUCUUUGUAUUGAGACGUUCCUUCCACUAUCAUAUGACAUCCUUGUGGUUUGGGGAAUUGCGUAUCAUGAAUAGAACAUUCAAGAGACUUCAUCCAUGUGAUGCAAGCUGGAUUCACACACACUAUCCCUGCUCCCUGCAUCUGUGAUCUGUUCACCUUUCCUCCCACUGGGUGCUCACCUCGAAAAGCCAAAGGGCAAGGGCUCGAGAAUGACAUUUAUUUUUGACACCUUCUUUUGUCACAUGGUUGAGUGGCACUAUGAACUUGGAACCAGAUGUUGGUUAUUUGAAGUUGGGUAGCAUGCAAAAUUAAUGUGGUGAUGUUAUGCUGGAAUCGUAAGAAGAUAAAGGAGGUGCCCUCUGUAUUCUUGAGGUUUCUUUGUGAUGAAAUGACAGCCUGAGUAUUUAUUAUGAUGUGUGUUCAGAUCUCAUUGAUGUAUUAAUGCACCCGAAGCUGACAAGGAGCUUAUGAUGUUCAGUGUGCAGUUAUAAAUCUGUCGUUCCCGUGUGCACGUGUGUGUGUCAGUGUCAAAGAGAUGGCACCAAAAAUACAUGAUGUUUACAGGGAAUCCUACCAUGUACCUAUUAUACCUAUUGUUCAUGUAUUCACGUUAAUCAGUACUGCGGAAGAUCCUGAUUGAGACUGACAGACGUGUAUUAAUGUGCCAGCGCGUGUGUGUGCGCCAGUGCGCGUGUGUACGUUUGUGCAUUUGUGUGUAUGCGUGUGUUAACACUUCUGUAAAUAAGCGCCUGACUCAUCUAUCCGUCAGCCUUUAUCCGCCCAACCCUUUCUGGAACCCCACCUCCUGUCAUAGGCCCACGUCAGGGAUGGCAUCCAGAUGUGUGUUUUAACAAAGUUAGACUCUUAACCACCCCUUUAAAAAGUUAUUACUCUUCCAUAAUCAAAACAAACUGAGGGAUCUGACGAGCUCCACCAAUAGAACUUGCACAAGCAAAUCAGAUGCUCAUGUGGCCUUUGGGAGACAACAUUAGAUUAACAACAUGCAGAGCCUUGAAUUGGAUCACUAGUCACGAAUACUAAUGAAAAAAACAUAAUAAUGACAUCAUAAUUAUAUGGAGUUAAUUACAUUGCAGCUAGCUCCCUGGGAACAGGCAUACGAUUUUGAUUACAAAUGUAAUUAAUUCGGUUUAUUCUCUGGAUUGAUUAAUAAAGCCGAUUAGUCAUGUCAUUUGCAUGUCCUGGGUCGUGUUCAUUAGGCACAGAACAAAAGAUAAAUGGACCGAAACGGAAGAACUAGCUGAACUUUUCCAAUAAGAAAAGCUCAAUUUCUGUUUUAGCCAAGGUCUGUUUUGGUAAGGCGGCCUAAGGUCCCCUGCCUCGUGGUGGGAGAAUGUUGAAUGGAUUUAUAUUCUCAAGCUCCUGCAAAGGGGAAUGGGAGACCAGAGGCACAAACCUCCUCUUCCAGAGUGCCUUCAGAAAGUAACUUAACUUUUUCUACAUUUUGUUGUGUUACAAAGUGAGAAUUAUUUGUUUUCAAUUGUCCUUUUUGGUCAACGAUCUACACAAAAUACUUUGCACACCUGGAUUGUACAAUAUUUGCCCAUUAUUAUUAUAAUUUUUAAAUUCAAGCUGUGUCAAAUAGUUUGUUGAUCAUUGCUAGAAAGCCAUUUUCAAGUCUUGCCAUAGAUUUUCAUGCUGAUUUAUGUCAAAACUGUAACCAGGCCACUCAGGAACAUUCAAUGUUGUCUUGGUCUUGUGUUUUAGGUUUGUGUCCUGCUGAAAGGUGAAUUAGUCUCCCAGUGUCUGUUGAAAAGAAGACUGAAUCAGGUUUUCCUCUAGAAUUUAGCUUGUGCUGAGCUGUAUUCCGUUUAUUUGUAUCCUAAAAACUCCCUAGUCCUUUCUCCAUUGACAAGCAUACCCAUAACAUGGUACUCAGUGAUUUGUUGGAUUUGCCCCAAACAUAAUUCCCUGUAUUCAGGAUAAAAAGUAAAUUUAUUUUUG